AUACAGCAAGAACAGAGGAUUGUAAUCCAAAUCACAGGGCUGAUGAUUCAAAGGUGUCAGCAGCUUCUUCCACAGGACACGUGCAAUCUGAUUGCACCUGGAUUGCAAUAGACAAUAAUUCUUUGGGAAGUGUCCAUUUCUGUGAUAUUACAUUUAGUAGAAUUUAUCCUGCUUUCAAAGUUUCUUGCGCUUUUUUGGAGGCACCCAAAAUCUAACCUUGGGAAAUGAAGAUGGUGGUCGUGAACCGUGGCUGCUGAGAGAGCAUGCGACCCUGAUCUGGUAGGAAGGGGACAGUCUGAUUGUACUCAGGCAGCAAGCAUGUCAGACAUGAGCAGUCUUCAUAAAAAUGGGUCUUCACCUCUUGUUCACCCUCCAAAACUGGGUGGAAGCUACCUCCCCAGCUGCACAGUAUUUGGUGGUGCUCAUGGAAUGCCCUCAUCAGGUGUCUUUUCCAAUCCCUUUGUGCCACGACCCCCACUGAAAACAGAUGUUGUCUCUACUGGAACAUUAGAUACAUCAAGGACAGAUUGUAUCAUAGCUCCAGGUCGAUUGAAUCCAUUUGGUGCAAAAUCAUGUGACAGUGAAUGUGAUAGUGGUGGAUUUCCAAAUAAAGAUUCAAACCCUUCAGCUCCUAAAUUCCAGCUGAGACCCUCUGUACUUAGACCACCAGAUUCCUCAGGCUCAAAAGGUUCAAUACUGAAGCCAGCAAAGUUGCCAGAUCCUCGAAAGACUUCAAACAAAGAUGUAGACAAAAACAUGCUAAAACAAGAUGCAAAUAAGAGCAAUCUAGGGGCUGCCUCCUCUGAUGCUGGGGAGGUAAAUUCAUCUGAAGACAGGGUUGAAGGGUCAGAUCUCAAUUCUUCUGAUUCAGGUGCAGAAAACUUUGCUGCAGAACUUAGCAAAAACAACAAAUUAAAGGACAGUGUAGCAUCCUCUGUCAUCAGCAGUUCUCAGAGUGGUUUUGUCUUUGGUCAGAACCUGUCACAGCGUGUCACAGGUGUUACAGAAGGAGCUGAAGGACCUUCUGGGGCAGCUGAAGCAUCAUCCACAACAUCAUCAUUGUUGGUCUUUGGAGAAAACUUGUCCAAUCGAGUGAUUCUCAGCAAUGGCACCAGUGCCAGCCAGGCUGAUGGUCAAGAGGAAAAUGUGGAUAAUGAAGCACAAGCUGCAGCAGCGCGAACUGGGCAGACACUUGAGGAGUCUGCUCGGGAAUAUCAGGCAAAGCGGGAUAAUAAGGUGGAUCUAAAGGAGGUCCAGGUCAUCACAGGAGAAGAAAAUGAGUCUAAUGUGCUUCAGGCAAAUGCCAAGCUCUUUGUGUUUGACAGUGAGACUCAGUCCUGGGUGGAGAGGGGUAGGGGUAUUGUACGCCUGAAUGAUAUGUCACCACACAAUUCACAUACCUUCCAGUCCAGAUUGGUAAUGAGAACUCAAGGAAGCCUGCGUGUGAUUCUCAAUGCCAAGAUCUGGUCAGGAAUGAAUGUCGAACGAGCUAGCACCAAAGCCAUUCGCAUUACAGCCACAGAUUCUGACCAGACAGUCAAAAUCUUUCUUAUUGUGACCAACCCAAAAGACUCGGAGAACCUGCUGCGUGCCAUAGAUUGGCGCAUUCAGCAGCGUAAAAUCCACGAAGAACACAGCAAACAAGCGUCACCAACACAGCAUGCAGAAAAGAGGAAGGCAGACCCUGACGCUGAAUCCCCUGUAAUGUGUAAAGCAAGAAAAGUGCACCACGAAGGAGUGACUGGAAUGUUACGCAAAGAGGAAUCGGAUAGCAGUGUACAAGAUCCAGAAACAGAAGCAUCCUGUGAAAGCCAUUCAUCUUCGUUGACAGUGAAGUCAGAAUCAGAUUGACAUUCCUACUACCAAGCAGCAAAGGUGCAGUUUCAUUUAUUGCAAAACAGCAGCGGUCUCUUUACCUUUGAUGCAGCACUAGGUGCGCUCUUGCAACGGGGACACCAGAAUCAUCAGCCUUUAUCAUUUGCCCUCCAGCCUGUCUUAUAUUCACAAGAGGAGUGAAAAAGGAAAAGAGCAACUGCAGGCUGAUGUCUUUUUCGCAUUUGGAAUAUGGGUAUAUAGGCCUACAGAAGUGUGUCAUCAUAGUUGAAGUUCCUAUUGAUUUAUUCUAUGACAGUUUCUGGACAGUGUUGACAUUUGUUACAUAUACUUCAUCUCACUGGCAAUAUUUCAUCUGCAGAAGCUAGGACUGCAAAAUGUAGCACACUAUGUUAGCAACAAGGCGAUCGUUAUCACCAACAAAAAGAAAAAAAAAAAAAAGAACCUACGUAUUAUCUACACUGGAAUGUGAGUGUGCUGCUUAUCAAGUGAUGAUGGCUGUUUGGAGUCGUGUGUUCUUCACUGGACAAGAUGAGGCAGAAAAUUUGCCAAGAGACAUCAUGAUAACUGCUCAUUCUGCUAUCACAUGCAAGUAAACAGUGGCAGCAGGGAUGAGACAGUUCUCAAAGACAGAAAAUAUAAACUUCAGCAUUGGUUACUAUGGUCACUUUACACCCACAGUGUGAGCCUCUUGUUGCCAUGCAGUUGGAAGAUGGUGUGCGAAAGCUGUCUAAACAGUCAAGUGUACUAGCAAUGGCUGUUGCAUCCUGGCAUUCAGUGUUUCAUCUCCUAUUUAGUCAGCUGGUGGACAAGCGUCUUCAGUACAAAAUGCCAUCUAACUGAUAGUAUUUUGCUAGAUGGUGCUUAGCUGAAGCUGUGGUUCAAUGAUAUGCCACUAUUUCUUUCUUUGUGUUGUAAUUUGCUAGCAAACAGUGACUGGUUUCAACACUGCUGAAAGACAGGUUCCCACCAGCACCAUAAAUAGGCACAAGUUUUAACGCUACACAUGCACUAAACUCCAAGUCAUAUAAACAGAAGUUACUUGUGAAAAGAAGGACAAUGAAGAGGUGAAAGUGCAAGAUAAUAUGUAGGACAAAUUAUUAGAUUUGCUGCUUUGUUUAAAUUACUAAAUUAAAUUCAAAACUGACAUUGCACCACAAGCCUUUAAAAUACAGGUGUGAACAGGCUGUAAUUUGUGUUCUUUACAAGUGCUUCUGUUGCCAAGUCAACAUGCAGAAGAGGAGGUGAAAAAAUUAACAGUAUUCCAGGUAUUUCUGAAAUAUGAAAACAAGAUACUCUUGUGUCAUAGGCAAUAUUAAAUUGUUCAGGCUUACAGAGGAAUUAAUAUGAUUUUUUUUAAAAGUCUUGCUGGUAGUAAUAAUUCACAUUUUUGCAGUACCCAUGUUACAGUCCAUAAGAGCUAAACAUACAGAAGUGUGUAAUAUGGUUUGGACCAGCAGAGGCUAGUGCACAUUAGGCUACUAGUUGGAUUGGCUGGUGUGUAGCAGUCGGUAAACAACUAAGAAACUUUCAGAGGUUGCUGGUAUGCAUUAUCUUUCCUAGCAAGCAUUUGGCCAUUGACCUGAAAUUGGCUGUAGCCCUUGACAGAUUUGUUUGAGUAGUCUCUGGGUGGCUGAGGAGACUCAAUGCUUUCUUUGUGUGUGGCAGAGUUUAGUCCUGCUAGUGCCACAUCCUUGAUAACAGGUGUACAAAGAAGGGCAACGUUGGUUUGUGUAGAAAGCGUGACAUAAUUGCUGCCAAAGGUAAAGGGUGAAGUGCCACUGAGCACUCUAUUUUCAAUAACAAUACGUGUACGUUGUACAUAAUCAUGAAAGGGCUGGUACAUUUUUUUCCCAUGUUUUAAAAACUUUUAUCAGAGGCCAACAUAAUGAGUAACCACAAAGUCGCUAAAGACUUUACGUUUAGGGUCAUACAAUUUGCAAAAGUUCAAACGUAGACUGUAUUCUAUUUUAAAGUCAUGCUACGGGUACUGCACAAAUGCAGAUCUGAAAUCAUUGAAACAAAAUUUUUAUAGAAUACGUGAAAUGAAAAUUUCCAUAUUGAAGCCACAUGGUUUCACAAUUUUUUCUGAAAUAGAUUCAGUGUGUAUACUACUACACAAAUAUAAAUCGAUGAUUACUUAAUAGAAAAAUGUUUCUGGAACUAAAUACUUGUUGCCUGAAAGUGCCUCUUUUCAUGUGAAACUUAGUUAUUAUGAUGCCAAUACAAUUGGCGAUUAGAUGUAAAAUGACUGCUCAGAAAUGGCUCACAAAACCUCUUGGGUCUUCAUUAAUCAGUUGUAGUCAAAGGGAAGUAACCAUAACGUGCCAUCUCAAUGAACAUCCUUCCUUGUUUGCAUCAGCUGGUUUUCCCAUACAUGAUGUUGCAUACCAUUGUCAACCAGAUUCCAGCAAGAUGUGAGUCGCUGUCCACUGCUGGUUUGGCAUAUAUGCAAUGUCUGUGUGGUAAUGUUACUAAAAAUGCUGGGAGCCUAAGCUGCUUGUCAGUGCAAGAAGACUUGCUAUUGCUGCACAGCAGGUUUUUGAACUAUUCAAAAGGGAUCAUCCUUGGGGAACUACUCUUCAAUUUAAGGGUCUUUGGACACACAUCAAUGCCUUUUAAAUAAAAGUGUAUAUUAGAUGUCAAUACGGUUGAAAGCAAAAGGUCUGUAUGGUAUUUUUAAUAAAAAAGAUGACAUGUCCAACUUCCAAAUUCAGUAACAGUUUUACAUAAAGGGUGUAGAGUCAAAUGUUUUAUGGGAUCUUGGCAAAGGCAACAAAGCAAAAUAUAUGUGCAACGAUUGUCAUUCAUUUUAACUGAAGUGUACUGACAGUUGCCAGAAUUGGUGAGCAGAUAAAAAUGGCUGUGUUCUUGAAGCCAACAAAACUUAAAACAUUUCUAUAUAUGAUAUGUUCUGAAUCUUCCUGUCUGUGUUCUUAGUUUAGUUCCCCUUCCCCACCUCACUCCCUAGUUCAUUCUCCCCUAAAUUAAAAAU
Messenger RNA from Pomacea canaliculata, 4828 nucleotides. Its product is annotated as ran-binding protein 3-like. Gene Ontology annotation, biological process: protein export from nucleus. The transcript is spliced from 18 exons. Bases 319 to 1851 code for a protein of 510 amino acids. The record is from RefSeq and is a predicted model, not a curated record. Gene Ontology annotation, molecular function: GTPase activator activity. Gene Ontology annotation, cellular component: cytoplasm; nuclear pore. Lineage: Eukaryota; Metazoa; Mollusca; Gastropoda; Architaenioglossa; Ampullariidae.